This is a messenger RNA of Cygnus olor (mute swan), 4611 nucleotides long. It is a transcript of the gene IFT80, whose product is annotated as intraflagellar transport 80. NCBI's taxonomy places the organism in Eukaryota, Metazoa, Chordata, Aves, Anseriformes, Anatidae. Gene Ontology annotation, cellular component: centrosome; cilium; intraciliary transport particle B. Gene Ontology annotation, molecular function: protein binding. Gene Ontology annotation, biological process: cilium assembly. The transcript is spliced from 20 exons. The record is from RefSeq and is a predicted model, not a curated record. Bases 1270 to 3495 code for a protein of 741 amino acids.
GGCGAAGUCUCGCGGGAAGUCGCUAUAGAGACGGGGGGGCCGCGGAGACGCCGCCUGUGCUGGGAGGCAGGCGGGAGCCGCCGGGGGCCGCCUCAGGCCGGCCGCUGAGGGAGCGGGCGCGGCUGUCUCCGCUCUGCUCUCCCCGUCCCGGCGCAGCUUCUAGGAAAUGCUUUCAGCUGAUGCGCUAGCAGUUAGACUCUGCUGAGUUCCUGCCCUGAAUGCAUGCACGAAGGGUGUAGGAUGAGAGGAGUCGCCGCUGUCCGAGCUGUCCUGUGCCCCUAACACCUCACCUGGCGCUGACAGGUGUAGCCGCACGGCCGCGGAGUGCUCUGCGAGUAUCUCGGGCAAGGGGAAGCGUUCGUGCCAUUCAGUUAUACCUACGUACCGUUUUUAAUGAUACAUCUGAACAACUGAAAUGAGACUGAAGACUUCACUUUUAAAGGAACCAAAGCAUAUCCUUUGUCUCAGAAUAAACCACAGAAAAACAUAUUAUUUGUGUUUAGUUUCUUUUCUAGAAAGGAUUUUAUUUAUCUUAAACCUUGUAGUAAAAUAUUUGUAAAUUGCAGGUGGCUUUUUUUUAAUCUCACCAUCUAGUGCAGUCUUUAAGGGCAAUGUUUUAAGAGAUGUGGAACAUUCUUCAGAAGCUGUCAAUGUUUUGCUACUAACUUUUGAGUUUUUCUUUCCUUUCCUGUUUGUAGUGAUGUUAAAUCUUUCCAAGACAGUAAAUAGGAGUAGUGAUAUUAUAUACUUGCUUGUAAGAGGAUGCACACAUAGCAGAUACAAACAAAAGCGUGAUAUUACAUUUCUUAACAAAUACGUCAACAGUUUAAAUACAUUGUGGUGUUAAUAAACCAACACCACGUGUGUUGAUGUGAACAAUAACAGGGCGAUUUGCACUUGUAUUGUUCACUAAGAUGCUGUACAGGUGUAACCCAACGGUUCUGCAAUGUUUCAAUAAAUAAAUAUAUAUCAUAGUAAUUCUAUUUUUACAUGAUAUGGCUUGUCUGCUUUAUAUCCUGGUGAAUUUCUAUCAUCUCUUUCCUUGACACAAAAGAGCAAAGAAAAAAAUGAAGAAUUACGUUUCCUAUAUACAAAACAUUUUAUGUAAUCUUAUGAAAAUAAUGCUACUGUACUGAGAUAUUUUAUGUCCAUUUUUAAUGAUUAAAAUUUUCAGAUUUCCUUAAUUUAAUUAAACAUAAGGAAUUAGUUAGCUGUGUGGGAUGGACUACAGCUGAUGAGCUAUAUUCCUGCAGUGAUGACCACCAAAUUAUGAAAUGGAACCUUUUAACUAGUGAGACUACUCGAGUAGUGAAACUCCCAGAUGAUACGUAUCCCAUAGAUCUUCACUGGCUUCCCAGAAGUGUAGGUGGGAAGAAGCAGUCCCAUGCUGAGAGCUUUGUUCUUACAAGUUCUGAUGGGAAGUUCCACUUAAUUUCCAAAUCGGGAAGAGUAGAGAAAAGUGUGGAAGCCCACUGCGGAGCCGUGCUUGCAGGAAGGUGGAAUUCCGAGGGAACAGCUCUGGCCACAGUUGGUGAAGAUGGGCAAGUGAAAAUCUGGUCUAAAAGUGGAAUGCUGAGAUCCACGUUAGCUCAGCAAGGAACACCGGUGUACUCAGUAGCCUGGGGACCUGAUUCUGAAAAGGUUCUCUAUACUUCAGGAAAGCAGCUGAUUAUUAAACCUCUCCAACCAAAUGUUAAAGUUUUACAGUGGAAAGCCCACGAUGGCCUUAUUUUAAAAACUGACUGGAACUCAGUCAAUGAACUUAUUCUUUCUGCAGGUGAAGACUGUAAAUACAAGGUAUGGGACAGUUAUGGGCAUCUACUGUACAGCUCACAGCCCCAUGAAUAUCCUAUAACAUCCAUUGCUUGGUCUGGGGAUGGAGAAUUAUUUGCUGUGGGGUCUUUUCAUACUUUACGUCUAUGUGAUAAAACUGGGUGGUCCUAUGCUUUAGAGAAGCCCAACACUGGCAGCAUAUUUAAUAUUGCUUGGUCUGUUGACGGCACUCAGCUAGCUGGAGCAUGUGGCAAUGGACACGUCAUCUUUGCCCACGUUGUGGAGCAGCGCUGGGAGUGGAAGAACUUUGAAAUAACAUUGAUUAAGAGGAGAACCAUGCAGGUGCACAAUGUUAUUAAUGAUGCAGUUGAUUUGCUGGAAUUCCGUGAUAGGGUUAUCAAGGCCUCUUUGAACUAUGGGCAUUUGGUUGUCUCAACUUCUCUUCAGUGUUACGUAUUUUCUACAAAGAACUGGAAUACACCACUUAUCUUUGACCUGAAGGAAGGAACAGUCACUUUGAUUCUACAAGCAGAAAGGCAUUUUCUUCUUGUAGAUGGUGGAGGACUUUAUUUAUAUUCCUAUGAAGGAAGAUUAAUUUCCUCUCCAAAAUUUCCAGGAAUGAGAACAGACAUUUUAAAUGCCCAGACAGUAUCUCUGAGUAAUGAUACUCUGGCAGUAAAAGACAAAGCUGAUGAAAAGGUUAUCUACAUAUUUGAUGCUUUGUCUGGAAAACCACUGGGUGAUGGAAAGCCUCUAACCCAUAAGACAGAAAUCGUGGAGAUUGCUUUGGACCAGAAAGGACUUACAAGUGAAAGAAAAAUAGCUUUUAUUGAUAAGAACAGAGACCUUUAUAUCACUUCAGUUAAAAGGUUUGGGAAAGAACAGAAGAUUGUCAAAAUAGGAACAAUGGUUCAAACGUUGGCUUGGAAUGACACAUCUAACAUACUUUGUGGGAUUCAGGAUACCCGUUUUACAGUCUGGUACUACCCCAACACGGUCUAUGUAGAUAAAGAUCUUUUGACAAAAACUCUAUAUGAAAAAGAUGCAAGUGAGUUUAGCAAAAAUCCCCAGAUUGUACAUUUUGUAGGAAAUCAAAUAACAAUUAGAAGAGCAGAUGGUUCACUUAUUCACCUUAAUAUUUCACCUUACCCUGUGAUUCUUCAUGAGUAUGUUAGUAGUUCUAAGUGGGAAGAUGCUGUCAGAUUAUGUCGCUUCGUCAAGGAUCAAACUAUGUGGGCGUGUUUAGCAGCUAUGGCAGUUGCCAAUAAAGAUAUGGCUACAGCAGAAAUUGCCUAUGCAUCAAUUGGUGAGAUUGACAAAGUUCAGUAUAUCAAUUCCAUCAAAGAUCUUCCAUCAAAAGAGUCAAGGAUGGCUCAUAUACUCCUCUUCAGUGGAAACACACAAGAAGCUGAAACCCUGCUUCUUCAGACAGGCCUUAUUUAUCAAGCUAUUCAAGUCAACAUUAAUCUUUACAACUGGGAUAGGGCGCUAGAGCUAGCAGUAAAGCACAAGACACAUGUUGACACAGUCCUGGCUUAUCGACAGAAGUUCCUAGAGGACUUUGGUAAAAAAGAAACAAACAAAAGAUUUUUGCAGUAUGCAGAAGGUCUGGAAGUUGACUGGAAUAAAAUCAAAGCCAAAAUAGAGAUGGAAAUUGCCAAAGAAAGAGAACGAGCAGCAGCCAGUGCCACAGUGAGAGCUAGUGUGACUGUGCAGCAAUAACUGUCCUUUUGGCAAUAUUAGUAAGUGCUUCUUGAGUAUUUUGUACUGGCAUAUUUUGACAAACAAGUAAAAAUCAACAAACAUUUUGCAGGGUACGGGAGUUCGAGUUGAUGUAGUUCUUGUUAAUUGUUGGAUGACAGGCAGAAUUAUUUAUUACAGUCUCACUUCGGGCUGGAUUUACUUUCUGAUGCCCUAACUCCAGUGAAUAGUUACACUAUAGUCCAUAAUAAGUACAUACAAGAAAAAAGGGGAAGUUAAUUUUUGUCUUUCCAUUAUUGGCUUUUAAAUUUUCAUUGCCAUUAAAAUUGUUUAACAUUGGUUGCCCCUAGGUGAGUACUGAUUUCCCUGUUUAAGCAACCAGUUAAAUAAUCUGGGUAUUGUAAUCUGGUUAUUUCUGCAACCUCAGGGAGCCUCUGAGAAGACGUGUUUAAAUUGCCUUGAAAUGAGCUGUAAGCAUUGAGAAUUAAAAAAAAAGAGGUUGCGCUUGUCAGUUACAGAAUAUUUCACUUGCAGUUAUACAGUUCUGGUAGUACAUAGUUCUGCUAAUAUCUAUUAGCAAGUUCUUCAAUAGAUGAUUUCAGAUUGCUUCAGCAACUCAGGUUUGUCUCUUAGCAAACAAUUUCACAAUAAAGAGUAUUUUCUAAGGUAGGGUAAACUGUUCAAUAUACUGUGGAAGUUGCUUUGACUGUUGUUUGAAGUAAUGAACAGCAUUAUGGGUUGGUUUUGUAGCAUCUAGCACAUUCAAUUGAGAAUGAUACUCAGAGCUAAAGGUUAAAAUAUCAUAUUCACUUAAAAUAGCCAAGAGCUUUACACGUAUUUUCUCUGCCCAAAGCAUUUGAUUUUAAAAUAUUGUUUUUACAUGUGUGCUAUUUCAUCAGUACAUACUUUUUUGUCUUCUACAUAAGAAAGCGACUGCAUAUGUUAGAUGCUCUUUAUAGGAGCCCUUUGCAGUAUAAAAAUGUGAGCAGGUUAUUCAGAACUGAUGUUUUAGAAUAAUCUUUCAAAUGUUACCAUCGAAAUGUUAAGUAUAUAUCAGGUGAAUUUCUUGUGUUUUAUAAAUGACUAUGUGACACUUCUUUUGCACAGUUCAUCAUUUUCUUAAUAAAAAUAAUCAAA